CUCGCUGUCCAAUCAGCGGCGGCGUUGCUGGCAGGUGCGGAGUGUUUUUGUUUUGGGUUGAAGUUGAGGCCGAAGGAGGAGACGCGGCGGGUGGAGGCCGCGGAAGCCCCGGCAGAACCCCCCCUUCCCUCCUUCCCCCUUUGCCCUUCCUCCCUCCGCUGGUUUUCCUCCCCCCUUCCCCCCCCCCUCCUCCUCCUCUUCCUCCUCCUCUUCCUCCUUCCCGGCCCCGCCAUGCGGAGGGAGAUGAACGGGGUCACCAAGAGCCGCUUUGAGAUGUUCUCAAACAAUGAUGAAGCUGCAAUCAACAAGAAACUUCCCAAAGAGCUGCUGCUUCGAAUUUUCUCUUUCCUGGAUGUGGUCACUCUCUGUCGGUGUGCUCAAGUUUCCAGGGCAUGGAAUGUUCUGGCCCUGGAUGGCAGCAACUGGCAGCGAAUUGACCUGUUUGAUUUCCAGAGGGAUAUUGAGGGCCGAGUGGUUGAGAAUAUUUCUAAAAGGUGUGGGGGCUUCUUGAGGAAGCUGAGCCUGAGGGGCUGCCUUGGAGUGGGAGACAAUGCAUUAAGGACUUUUGCACAGAACUGCAGAAACAUUGAAGUUUUGAACCUAAAUGGCUGCACCAAGAUCACAGAUGCCACGUGUACCAGCCUCAGUAAGUUCUGCUCUAAGCUCAGGCACCUUGAUUUGGCUUCCUGCACCUCCAUAACCAACCUAUCUCUGAAAGCACUGAGUGAGGGAUGCCCACUGCUGGAACAGCUGAAUAUCUCCUGGUGUGACCAAGUGACCAAGGAUGGCAUCCAGGCCCUGGUGAGAGGCUGUGGGGGACUCAAAGCCCUGUUUCUGAAAGGCUGCACCCAGCUUGAGGAUGAAGCUCUGAAAUACAUCGGUGCACAUUGUCCUGAACUGGUGACUUUAAACCUUCAGACAUGCUUACAAAUAACAGAUGAUGGUCUCAUUACAAUAUGCAGAGGAUGCCACAAGUUACAAUCCUUGUGUGCUUCAGGCUGCUCUAACAUUACAGAUGCCAUCCUGAAUGCCCUGGGACAGAACUGCCCCAGGCUUAGAAUAUUAGAAGUUGCAAGGUGUUCUCAGCUAACAGACGUGGGCUUUACCACUCUAGCUAGGAACUGCCACGAGCUUGAAAAAAUGGACCUGGAAGAGUGUGUCCAGAUAACAGACAGCACAUUAAUCCAGCUUUCCAUACACUGUCCACGGCUUCAGGUUCUGAGUUUGUCCCACUGUGAGCUGAUCACAGACGAUGGGAUCCGUCACCUGGGGAACGGCGCCUGCGCCCACGACCGCCUGGAGGUGAUCGAGUUGGACAACUGCCCCUUGAUCACAGAUGCUUCCCUGGAGCACCUGAAAAGCUGCCACAGCUUGGAGAGGAUAGAACUCUACGACUGUCAGCAAAUCACCCGGGCAGGGAUCAAGAGACUCAGGACCCAUUUACCCAACAUUAAAGUCCACGCCUACUUCGCGCCUGUGACUCCACCUCCCUCGGUCGGGGGCAGCCGGCAACGCUUCUGCAGAUGCUGCAUCAUCCUAUGACCCUGGAAGGGGUCACCCCUGCAAACUGAGUAUUUAAUUUACACCUGUAGAGUUAUGGUGGACACCAGUAUCUCCAAGGAAAGCGAUGCCAGUCUCCUUUGGGAGGGCCAGAGAGCAGGAGGUGGUGUGGGACCCCCCUACCCACCCCUGCACCUUACAUAUCCCACCCCUUCCAGCAAACUGAUGAACUUGGCAGGCUGGGAGCUGGAGCUGGGCUGGCUCUUUUCCCCGUAGGUGGAAUUGGUGUAAUCCUGAACCAUUCCUACUGGGCAUGCUCAGAUAAAACCCAUGCGGUAAGGAGGGGGAGGGUUUUGGUUUGGUUUUUUUGGUUUGUUGUUUUUUUUUUUGCCAACCCAGGAUGCCCUGGUUCCUGCUGCUGAGGUUGGAGUAGUAACAGGAAUCCUUUGAGAGGGGGAGAGGAAAGGAACAUGCUUUAACCCUGCACCCCUUGGCCAGAAGAAACAAAAACAACAAAAAACCCCGAACCUGAAAAUCCCCACAAAUUGGGGUUAUUUGGGGGUUUUAGGUUUUUUUUUGUGUCCGUUUUUCAGUGAGGGAAUGAAACAGCAGCUGUUGUGAGCCACAACUUUCUUGUGCUUCUCUGCUUCCUGUUCCUUGCUGACCACCCUGAGCAUGCUCACAGUGAAGGUUCAGCUGUUUCCUCUGUGUUCUGUAGCAUCCAGCUCGGAGGCUGCCGAGGUUGUUGUGAUAUAGCUUGAAAUCUGUAAUGUCAGGCUCAAGUUUUUUUACCCUCCCUACAUCCUGCUUUUGGUUGGGUUUUUGGGGUUUUUUUUUUGUUGUUUGUUUUUUAAUAUUUCUAAUUCAGUCAUUCUUUGAGAUUUACCAAGCAAAAAAAAGAGAGGAAUUGGUAAUUUAAACUUACCAAAAAAAAAAAAAAAUAAUAAUAAUACCUGGAAAGCUGAGCCUGGAAUAACCCACUGGGAAGAUUUUUAAAUGGGAAGUGAGCUGCACUACAGGCUGGGCUCUUGGAGGCUUCUUGGCCUGUUUUUACCCGUGCUAGGGUGUCCCAGUUUGUAUUUCAGUUUUUAUCCCAGUGACAAAAAUAUAACUCUUGCUAUAGGGAAACAGUUGUAGUCUCUGUUCCAGUGACUCUCAAGUCCUCCUGUCCUUUCCCUCUGACCCCUCAUCCUACCCGUGAGGAAAAGCAAAUUAGAAUCAGUUUUACUCCUUGCCCUGAUCACCAAAUCCCAAAGUGGCAGCGGGAGGAGCAGCAGGGGUGUAAAACACCCUCAGGAAUUGUCACCUUUUCCUACACCCAGGUGUGAGCUCUGGGGGAUGCUCUGACUCUGCCACCUUUUGCAGGUAAGUGUCUUGCCCAGAAGAGGAACCAUGGGGAUGAGCUGGGGGGUUUGCUCCUCCCUCAGCUUCAGGGAAAUGUUCACAGCAGUUGGUUUGGGGCCAUUUCAGGCAGGAUUAGCCCAGGUGCUGCCCACAGCCCUGGGAGCUCCAGUUGCAAACCUGAACAGAUGCCAGGGGUGUAAUGGGGCAGAACUGGGGCAGACCCUAAGAGGUUGGUGAAGGAUGAGCUGGGGUGGAAGUGCUGCCAACUCCUCCACACAGCUCUAGGGAUGCUUCUCAUCCUCCAGGGGAUGUGAAGCUGAAGAACCUUCUGCUGGGGGACACAAUGCUUUGGGUUGAAGGGCCCAGGGGGUUUUUGGUGGGUUUUUUUUUUUCCCCUGUGGGUUUGCUUCGAGGCACUUCCCACCCCUCUUCCCUCUCAGGCAAUCAGGAGGUUGCUGAGUGCCACCCAAGCUCUGUCCCCUUCAUCUGCAACCUCAGAUUUCCCACCCCAUCUGUAUAUGCUUAGCCAAGUCUUGCAGCUGCAGAGUCUGCUGGGAGGAACUGUGCUGUGGUUAAAAGGAUACUGUCAAUUCCUUGCCUGUAGAGAGCUUUUAAUCCCUUAUAUUUAUUCAAAUCCUCUUUAGCACCAUGGAUUCUCUCUCUCUCUCCUCAACGAGCACGUUCCUAGGCAUCAUCUGCAGAGCUCCUUUCUCCCAUGUGCAGGGUGGCAGAAGAUAAAGGUGCUUCCCAAGGUGCCAGGCUGACCCAAAGGGAGGGUGUGGGCAGCACCCCCAGGAAUUGCACAGCUCUGGAAAGCACUUGGUGCAGUUGAUGCUGUGGCAGGGGAGAGCUAAAAUGGAUUUGCAAGCCAGGGUGUGUGGCUGGAUGACAGAUUUCCUUGUAACAGAGUGGAGUUUUCAAGGGGAAAACUCAAGAAUACAGAACCCAAAGCUUUUUUUUUUUUUUUUUUUUUUUAUUUUUUAUUUUUUAUUUUUAUUUUUUCCAAACAGGGUGACAGCAUUAAAGUAGCUCAAACUACUUGACAGUGUCCUUUUAAGUCAAUUAUCCGUCUUCAAAUGGACUCUUCCUUAUGUUUGUAUUUAUAAAUACCAAU
Calypte anna (Anna's hummingbird) is the source of this 3958-nucleotide messenger RNA. It is a transcript of the gene FBXL20, whose product is annotated as F-box and leucine rich repeat protein 20. The record is from RefSeq and is a predicted model, not a curated record. The coding region runs from base 232 to 1542 and encodes 436 amino acids. NCBI's taxonomy places the organism in Eukaryota, Metazoa, Chordata, Aves, Apodiformes, Trochilidae. Gene Ontology annotation, biological process: SCF-dependent proteasomal ubiquitin-dependent protein catabolic process. The transcript has 15 exons. Gene Ontology annotation, cellular component: SCF ubiquitin ligase complex. Gene Ontology annotation, molecular function: protein binding.